AUGUAAAGCCUAUGGUGAAUUUCCAUGGCAACAUUUCAACCCCGGCCCUCACCGGGCAGUCUCAGCGCAACUGCUAAAGAGAAUCCAAUACGAUUCCUGCCUCAACUCCCUGAAAAGAGAGCUAAACCAGUAUGGUCUAAGUCAACACCCCCUUUCAAAACAGAUGGAGUCUUGUUCGAUAUCACCCCUCAUCCUCCCGGGGGCUCCCCUCCUGAUGAUGCAUUUAGACGGAAGAAGUUUGAGAAUCAGAGAAAGAGGUCGGAACAAGGUCAGAAUGAUGCAUCUGCCAGACGUACUGCCGCCUUUCAAAAACCAAAGAAAGAUAGAGAGAACUUCCGACAGGCGCUUAUUAACAUCCUCAUGCAAAGUGAGAGCGAUAUGACUCUUCCUCCUGAUGACAUUGUCCUGCCCGGUGAACUUGACGGUCCUUCCUCGCAGGAGAAAGAUAUUCUUAGGUACUACUACUACAUACAAAAUGGAAUAGACACAGAACAUGUUGCUCCGAUGGAGGACAUCUGGCUGGACAACGUUCUGAGUCUGGUUCCCAACAAACUGAAGGACGGACUAGCAGACUACAUCGAGCUGUUAUCUGACGAAAUGAGGGAGGACUAUCUUCUAAGUGUCAAGAAAGCUAUUGUGGACUUUGUGUUGAGAGAUCCCCGGGAAAAGGAAGACGCAGAGGAUAAAAAUCUUACACCCAUCAUGAAAGAGCUGAGAGUUGUCCCUAAACCAUGGGCGAAAUCGUUCAUAGCAGCUAAGGGAUCCAUGCAAAAGAUUCUGUACAUAACGAAUCCCACCAUGUGCUCUGUCCUUGACUCCUGGAACCACAGUUUCGGUGGUUUUCGACUGAUAGAAGUCGAGGAGAUCCUGAUGAGGACAGAGAGUUUCGAACUGAACAACUUCCAAAGCCUUUGCAUGAGACACGUUGAGGCAGCUAAAGACACUUUGCUAAAGAAAUGGUUCCCUGAGGUACAGAACAUAUUCUACCAAGGGAACAAGAGCAAGCAGAUCACCCACACCCACCUCGAUGCCUUCUUCAACUCUGUGGGAGUGUUGAUGACUUCACAGCUCAGGUCUCUUUGUAUGGACUCCAUCUUGGAUUACCAGCAGCUUUAUUGCCCUCCUCCAGAUGUAGUUAGAAAGAGUGACUUCCAAGGAUUCAUAGUCCGGCUUGUGCUAGAAGGUGUGGAGAUUAAGUUUGAGCCUUCCCUUGCUGAUUUUGAAACAGUUCUGCUGAAUGUGUUCGACGUGUUUAUCAAGGCUGUCAGCAUGGUUCCUCGUGUCGAGACUAAACUUUACCCUGUAGAGGGAGCCAGAUCAAAAGCGACACUAAAACCUGUGAUUGCUGAAAACCACAUCGUAGCGAUGAAGGAGUCUGUUCAGAAGGUUAUUCAGACAGAAUUUGUCCCGGCACAAGAACAUACCAAAGUGUUCGAGAAGUACAGAUUUCUUAUCAACAAAGAGGGAGAUAAGUUUGUUGAGGAGUUCCUUUCGGAGGACCAACAGUUCGACGACAUGAAAGCUGAAGUUGUAAGGUUCAAGGAGUUAGCCGACGACAUUGUCUACAAUUCCCGCAAAGUUAUCCGACUGGGAAUGUUUGAGCUGCAUUGCGAUGAGUUGGUCAGGGCAUUGUCCAAGAGGGCUGACAGUCUCUGUGCUAAAAUCCUCAUCAAAAUGUCCAAAACUAACAUGGAUCUCAACAAAGGCUUGUGCGAGGAAUACGAAGCGAUUGCUAGUAAAGCUCUGGCUACCCCUGCUAAUACCGAGCAGCUCAUGGACUUAAAGAAUUACAUCAUAAACGUUCGAGAAGAGCGAAUAUUUGGGCUUGAAGAACGUAUUAUCCAAGCAAAGAAACGUCUAGAAUUUUUAGUUGACUACACUUCAAUGAGUCCUGCCGAGAUGAGGCUGAAUUCUGAGGCGUUUAACUGGCACAGCCGUAUGCCUCCUAUAUUUGAGGAGCACGAUGAAAUCAUCAACGCCAGCAAACGACAAGCUGAAAAUGCUCUCAAGCUACGAAGAGAAAGGUUUGUGGAGGAACUCGAAGGAUAUCACAAACAGUUGGAAGAGUUCGAAACCUUUGGAGAUGUUGCUGAGGUUAACAGGUACCUCAAAAAAGCCCAGACCCUCACCACCCGGCUUGAAGCUGCUCAAGAAAAGAUUGAACAGUUCAACCUGGAAGAGGAAGCCUUCGAAUGGGAGACCACUAAGUAUCCUCUUCGUAAGAAGGUCAUGGACGUCCUUACACCAUACCACAAACUAUACGAGACGACUGUCGAGUUUCAAACUAAAUACAAGGAUUGGAUGGAUGGUUCAUUUGACGGAAUAGAUCCAGACGAUGUUGAUGCGGAAGUUGGUAACUACUGGAGGACUCUGUACAAACUAGAGAAGACCUUUGCAAACCAGGCCAACCCUGAGAACAUGGCCUUAAAAGACAAAGGCGUGGCCGGUAAAAAUAUUGCUGCCAAGAUGAAAGGAAAGGUAACUGACUUCAAGGAGAACCUUCCGCUGAUCCAAUGCAUCUGUAACAAGGGUAUGCGGGAUCGUCAUUGGGAGCAAAUGUCCAAGAUAGUAGAGUUCAGCAUCAAACCUGACAAUGACACCACUUUGAGAAAGAUGAUAGACCUGAAUCUGGAACCAUAUUUGGAGAAGUUUGAAGGUAUCAGUGAAGCUGCAACCAAAGAGUUCGGUCUGGAGAAGGCUAUGGCUAAGAUGGUGGAGGAAUGGACCGAUCCGUCAAAAGGAAGUAGCCCAACGCCACCAGGCCUAGAGGAAACGGGAGAAGGCGAAGAGGGAGCGACUCAAAGCACAGGGAUGGAGUUCAUGAUACUGCCUUAUCGUGAAACUGGAACGUACAUCCUGUCUUCUGUUGAUGAUGUUCAGAACAUUCUAGACGAUCAGAUCGUCAAAACUCAAACUAUGCGGGGCUCACCUUUCAUCAAACCUUUCGAAGGCGAGAUCAGGGAUUGGGAGGAAAAGCUGAUAAUGCUACAGGAGAUCAUAGACGAGUGGCUGAAAGUCCAGGCUACAUGGCUCUACUUGGAGCCUAUCUUCUCCUCUCCUGACAUCAUGGCACAAAUGCCCGAAGAAGGAAGGCGAUUUAACGCUGUGGAUAAGAACUGGAGAGAUAUCAUGAAAGCAGUGACACAAGACCGGCACGUGCUGGCUGUACUGGAGAUAGACAAGAUAUUGGAUAGGCUGAAGAAGAGUAACGAGCUCUUAGAGUUGAUCUUGAAGGGUCUUAAUGAGUAUCUGGAAAAGAAGAGGCUCUAUUUCCCUCGAUUCUUCUUCUUGUCUAACGAUGAGUUGCUAGAAAUCUUAUCAGAGACCAAAGACCCUACAAGAGUACAACCACAUUUGAAGAAGUGUUUCGAGGGCAUCGCCACUUUAAAGUUCACCGACAUAAUGGAUAUCACCCAUAUGAACAGUUCGGAGGGUGAAAACGUUCCCCUGCUGGAGACUAUAUCAACUGCAAAAGCUCGUGGAGCUGUUGAAAAGUGGCUUUUAGAGCUAGAGGGUAUCAUGCUCCGAUCCAUUCGCGAGGUGAUUAUCAAGUCAAAGGAUGAGUACACAAAGACGAGACGUAUAGAUUGGGUACGAGCGCAUACUGGUCAAGCAGUCCUGUGUGUUUCACAGCUCUACUGGACGGAAUACGUGACUCAAGCCAUCACCACCAGUCCUGAAGCUCUCUACGAGUACUACGAGCUCAACAACAAACAGAUCGAUGAUAUUGUGGAGCUGGUCCGAGGAAAGCUGAACAUGCAGAACCGUGUGACUCUCGGAGCUCUGGUUGUACUUGAUGUCCACGCUAGGGACGUGCUUAAAGAUUUGUGUGAAAAAGGAAUGUCGGGGGCGAACGAUUUCCAAUGGCUGAGUCAGCUGCGUUAUUACUGGGAGGAGGAGAACAUGACUACCCGGAUGAUAAACGCUGAGUUGAAGUAUGGGUACGAAUACCUGGGUAACUCUGGCCGACUCGUCAUCACCCCUCUCACUGAUCGUUGCUACAGAACGCUGUUCAGUGCCUUGAACUUGUUUUUGGGAGGUGCCCCUGAGGGACCAGCCGGAACAGGUAAAACAGAAACCACCAAAGAUUUGGCAAAAGCAGUGGCCAAACAGUGCGUUGUGUUCAACUGUUCCGACGGUUUAGAUUAUCUUGCCCUUGGAAAGUUCUUCAAGGGUCUCGCUUCUUGUGGUGCCUGGUCUUGCUUCGACGAGUUUAACCGUAUCGACUUGGAGGUGUUGUCAGUGGUCGCUCAACAGAUUCUAACUAUUCAAGCAGCUAUUGGUAGUGGAGCGGAAACGUUCGUGUUUGAGGGAACAGAACUGAACAUCAACCCCUCCUGUGCAGUGUUUAUCACAAUGAACCCCGGUUACGCUGGUCGCUCUGAUUUGCCCGACAAUCUCAAGGCUCUUUUCCGGACAGUGGCAAUGAUGGUGCCGGAUUAUGCUAUGAUCGCCGAGAUCAUGCUUUACUCAUCUGGGUUCGUCAACGCCCGUCCACUUUCCGUCAAGAUUGUCGCAACCUACACGCUUUGUUCCGAGCAGCUGUCUUCGCAAGCGCAUUACGAUUAUGGUAUGAGGGCUGUCAAGUCUGUACUGACUGCAGCUGCUAAUCUGAAACUCAAAUACCCUGAUGCGGAUGAAGCUAUUCUCAUGUUGCGGUCCAUUAACGAUGUUAACCUGCCAAAGUUCUUGGGACACGAUCUGCCUCUAUUUGCGGGUAUCACAUCAGAUCUCUUCCCUGGAAUCACUCUACCUGAACCGGACUACGGUAUCUUGACUGAGGCUAUUGAGAAGAACUGUAAAGAAAUGAACCUCCAGAUGACCAAGUCUUUCUUAGACAAAAUACUGCAGGUAUACGAGAUGAUGUUGGUGAGGCACGGUUUCAUGAUAGUUGGUGAGCCGUUUGGUGGUAAAACCUCGUCUUACAGAGUCCUCGCUAAGGCACUCGGUGAUAUUGCUGAGAAGGGUCUGAUGGAAGAAAACGUUGUCCAAAUAACGGUCAUCAAUCCUAAAUCUAUAACCAUGGGUGAGUUGUAUGGUUCCUUCGAUCCUGUCUCCCACGAGUGGUCAGAUGGUAUCUUGGCUGUUUCCUACCGAAACUUCGCUUCAUCUACGACCCCUGAUCGAAAAUGGCUAAUAUUUGACGGACCAGUAGAUGCUAUCUGGAUUGAGAACAUGAACACAGUACUGGAUGAUAACAAGAAGUUGUGUUUGAUGAGUGGUGAGAUUAUCCAGCUUGCCAACACCACUAACUUGAUAUUCGAGCCCAUGGAUCUCGCUGUCGCUUCGCCAGCUACGGUGUCUCGAUGCGGUAUGGUCUACAUGGAACCUCACCUCCUCGGCUGGGAACCAAUCCUCGAAUCUUGGCUGAACACCCUGCCAGAAACUAUCGUAGAUGAAAACAAGACUUUACUGAAGGACCUGUUUACAAGAUAUUGCCCGUGCCUCCUAAACUUUGUAAGAAAGGGAGGCUUUUCUGAGAACUCUCCGACAAGUGAUGCUAAUCUUGUCAACAGCUGUAUGAACCUGAUCGACUGUCAGCUGAGUAUUAUUGCAGAUCCAACUCAGAUCGCCAGUGUGAAGCCUGAGCAGAUAGCAACAUGGAUUGAGUGUUACUUCAUGUUUGCGUGCACCUGGUCUCUGGGUGCUUCUCUCGACUCAAAGGGCAGAAAACACUUCAACUCUCUGUUCAGAGAGCUCAUGGCGAACGGACUUUCUCUUGAGAGUAAGCGACGAUAUAAGAUCCUUAUCAUGGUGGACGCUCCAACUAAACAACAUGCUACACCUGUUCCUGAGGACGGCUCUGUCUUCGAGUAUCAAUUUGUCAGCGAGGGUAAUGGUAGCUGGGUGCCAUGGGCCGACUCUCUCAAAGGAUUACCUCCAAUUGCUUCAGACGCAGAGUUUAAUCAAAUUAUUGUGCCUACUCUGAACACGAUACGAUACACGACUCUCAUGAAAAUGUUCCUGGACCAUGGCAAACCUUGUCUCUUUGUUGGACCUACUGGAACAGGAAAAUCCGUCUACAUCUCGGAUUAUUUGUUGACCCAAGUGGAUCAGACCAAAUUUAAGCCGGUUGUCAUCAACUUCUCAGCUCAAACGACAGCUAAGCAGACACAGGAUAUUAUUAUGGGCAAACUGGACAAGCGACGUAAAGGAGUAUUCGGACCUCCAUUCGGUCAAAAAAUGGUAAUAUACGUGGACGAUCUGAACAUGCCCUUGUUAGAGACGUACGGUGCACAACCGCCUAUUGAAUUACUCCGACAGUGGCUAGAUCAUUGGACUUGGUACGAUCUCAAAGAUUGCACCUCCAUCAAACUUGUCGACACUAUAUUCAUCGGAUCUAUGGGUCCUGCAGGAGGUGGUAGAAACAAGAUUUCACCAAGAUUCCUCAGACAUCUUAACUUGGUGUCAAUCAACGAGUUUGACGAUACCACUAUGUCUACAAUCUACAACUCAAUUGUAACCUGGCAUUUGGGCAUCAAGGCCUUCCCACCUGAGUUCAACACGCUUGGACAAUCUGUGGUCAACGCCACUUUGCAGGUCUACAAAGGAGCCAUCAAGAACCUGCUCCCAACCCCAGAGAAAAGUCACUACCUAUUCAAUCUCCGAGAUUUCUCCAGGGUAAUCCAGGGAUGUUGUCUUUCCAACACCACCUCCAUCGAGGACACUGAUGCCUUCAGACGUCUGUGGGUCCACGAAGUGUUCAGGGUGUUCUACGACAGGUUAGUAGCUGACUCCGACAGGGAUUGGUUGUUUACCUUCACAAAGGAGGUCACUCAGCGGUGCUUGCAGCGAGAUUUUGACGUUCUGUUCUCCUCCCUCGCUGAAGACGGUAAGCCUGUCGUGGAAGACAACCUCAGGUCUCUGAUGUUCUGCGAUUUCUCCAAUCCUAAAGCAGAGUUCCCUAAACCCUAUCUUGAGGUGAAGAACAUUGAGAAACUCAGGAUCUUGGUGGAGAGUCAGCUCGAGGAAUUCAAUAACAUGAGCAAGAAACCCAUGGAUCUUGUUAUGUUCAGGUUCGCUAUCGAGCACGUGUCCCGUAUAUCACGUAUUUUGAAGCAGCCCCGAUCUCAUGCUCUAUUGGUCGGUGUUGGUGGUUCUGGCAGACAAUCCUUAACUAGACUUGCUGCUUACAUGGCCGACUAUGUCCUAUUCCAGGUGGAAAUAGGUAAAGGUUACACAUCAUUCGAGUGGAGGGAAGAUUUGAAGAGGAUUCUGAGGAAGAGCGCUGAAAGUGAAACACAUUCCUGUUUCCUCUUCACUGACACGCAGAUCAAAGAAGAGAGCUUCCUUGAAGACAUCAACAACUUGCUAAACGCUGGCGAAGUUCCAAAUGUCUUCCCCCAGGACGAAAAGCAAGAAAUCCAAGAUGCUAUGCGAAAGAUCGACAAGACAAGAGACAAGUCCAAGCAGACAGACGGAACACCCCUGGGUCUCUUCAACAUGUUCAUUGAUAGAGUUCGAGAUCAACUUCACAUCGUGCUCGCCAUGAGUCCUAUUGGAGGAGCCUUCAGAACUAGACUAAGGAAGUUCCCUUCACUUGUCAAUUGUUGUACUAUCGAUUGGUUCCAAGCGUGGCCCGAAGACGCCUUGGAGAUCGUGGCUCAGAGAUUCUUGGAGGACGUCGAACUUUCAAAUGAGCACAGGAAUGGAGUGGUUGAAAUUUGUAAAAACUUCCACGAAAGUACCAGAAUGUUAUCCGAUAGGUUUGUCAAUGAGUUGAAUCGUCACAACUAUGUAACCCCAACGUCGUAUCUGGAACUUAUUUACACUUACAAGAACUUGCUUGGUAAAUGUCGUGACAAGGUAGCGUACCAGAAGAAGAGGUACACUGUCGGUUUGGAGAAGCUCGAUUCUGCCAGGUCUCAGGUAUCUCAGAUGCAAGGCGACCUCCAAGCUUUACAGCCUCAACUUGUGGUGGCGAGUAAAGAAGUCGACGAAAUCAUGAUCGUUAUUGAAAGAGACUCCAUCGAAGUAGCAAAAACCGAGAAGAUUGUCAAGGCAGAAGAAGUGGUGGCAAAUGAGCAAGCUGCCGUCGCUAAAGGAAUAAAAGACGAGUGUGAUGCUGAUUUGGCAGAAGCUAUCCCGAUUUUGGAAGCAGCCCUGUCAGCUCUUAACACCCUGACUCCCUCUGACAUCACCAUUGUCAAGAGUAUGAAGUCACCGCCGCCUGGUGUGAGACUUGUCAUGGAAGCUAUCUGCAUUCUCAAGGGAAUCAAACCAGAGAGAGUCAACGAUCCAGCAACUGGUAAAAAGAUGGAUGAUUACUGGAAGCCAUCUCAGAAAGUGCUCGGAGAUAUGAAGUUCCUGCAGAGCUUGCGAGAAUACGAUAAGGACAAUGUAUCGCCUCCAAUCAUCAAAAAGAUCAGGAAUACCUACAUUCCCAACCCUGACUUUGUACCCGAUAAGAUCAGACAGGCUUCAAAUGCUGCAGAGGGCUUGUGUAAGUGGGUGUGUGCUAUUGAAGCUUACGACAGGGUGGCUAAGGUUGUUGCACCAAAGAAAGCUGCUCUUGCCAUUGCCGAGAGUAAGUUUGCUGAGGCUCAGAAAUCACUGAACGCUAAACGUGCCAUGCUGAAGGACGUCCAGGACAAGCUACAGAGUUUAAGAGACAAAUUUGAAGAGAACACUAAAAAGAAGGAGGAUCUAGAGGUCCAAGUAGACAUGUGUACCAAGAAAUUAAAUCGUGCUGAAAAACUUAUCGGCGGUUUGGGAGGUGAGCAGGAUCGUUGGCAGACAGCUGCAAAGGUACUGGCUGCACAGUACAUCAAUCUGACUGGUGAUGUUCUGGUGUCUUCCGGUGUUGUCGCUUACCUUGGAGCUUUUACUUCUGUUUACAGAGAGGUUCAGGUUCAAGAAUGGUUGGAAUCGUGCAAGAAAAUCAACCUACCGUGUGGUGAUGAUUUCUCCGUUAUCAACACACUUGGAGAUCCUGUACAGAUCCGAUCUUGGAACAUAUUUGCUCUACCAACUGAUAACUUCUCAGUGGAAAAUGCAAUCGUCAUCACAAAUUCACGACGGUGGCCACUCAUGAUCGAUCCUCAAGGUCAAGCCAACAAGUGGAUCAAGAAUAUGGAGAAGGCAUCAAACCUCCACACCAUCAAACUUUCAGAUUCUGACUAUGUCAGAACUCUUGAGAACUGCAUCCAAUUCGGUACCCCGGUUCUGCUAGAAGAUGUUGGUGAAGAACUGGAUCCACUUCUGGAACCCAUUUUACUAAAGCAGACCUUCAAACAAGGAGGUGCUAUCUGCAUCAGACUUGGCGAUGCCACCAUAGAGUACUCAAAGGACUUCAGGUUUUACGUUACUACAAAACUAAGGAAUCCUCAUUACCUCCCAGAGACUUCAGUUAAAGUCACUCUUCUCAACUUCAUGAUCACUCCUGAAGGUUUGGAAGAUCAGCUGCUGGGUAUUGUGGUAGCAAGAGAGAAGCCGGAGCUCGAGGAAGAGAGAAACGAGCUGAUCGUUCAAUCGGCAAACAACCAGAAACAGCUGAAAGAAAUUGAGGACAAGAUCUUGGAGGUGUUGUCCAGUUCUGAGGGAAACAUCCUUGAGGAUGAAACUGCCAUCCAAGUUCUGAGUUCGUCUAAAGUGCUGUCUAAUGAGAUAUCUGAAAAGCAAGAAAUUGCUGCUGAGACCGAGAAAAAGAUCAACGAGACUCGUCAAGAGUACCUACCAAUCGCCAUCCACUCUUCGGUACUAUUCUUCACCAUCUCAGACCUGGCAGCGAUAGACCCCAUGUACCAGUACUCCCUUCCCUGGUACAUUAACUUGUUUAUUAACGCUAUCGACAACUCGGAGCCUAACGAUGACAUUGCAAAACGUUUGGUGAUCUUGACUGAUUACUUUACUGAGCUGCUCUACAGAAACAUCUGCAGAUCUCUCUUUGAGAAGGACAAGCUGCUCUUCUCCUUCCUUAUGUGCUGCAACAUCAUGAAGAACAAAGGAAACAUGAAUGACGAAGAAUGGAGGUUCCUCCUGACUGGAGGUGUUGGACUGGACAAUCCUCACAAGAAACCUUAUUCUUGGAUGCCUAUCAAGGCUUGGGACGAGAUUACUCGACUUUCUGAUAUCAAGGCAUUUGAUGGGUUGCGACAACAUGUAGCAGCACACGAAGAAGGAUGGAAGAAGCUGUACGAUAGUUCCGACCCUAUGGAAGUGCCACUUCCCGACAAAUGGGAGGACCAUCUGUCAGAGUUCCAGAAGAUGGUCCUUGGAAGAUGUCUCCGACCCGAUAAGAUAACUCCCUUCGUUCAGAGUUUCGUUAAGAAUAACCUAGGACAGGUGUACGUUGAGCCUCCACCGUUUGAUCUUCCCGGAUCGUACAAUGAUUCCACUAAUGUAACACCACUCAUCUUUGUGUUGUCCCCCGGUGCGGAUCCUCUGGUGGCUCUGAUGAAGUUUGCGGAAGAUCAAGGUUUUGGAGGAUCAAAAAUGGCAUCACUCUCACUGGGUCAAGGUCAAGGACCUAUUGCUGUGAAAAUGUUGGAGAAUGCUGUCAAACAAGGAACAUGGGUGGUCCUACAGAACUGCCAUUUAUCUGUCUCGUGGAUGCCAACGCUUGAGAAAAUUACUUCCGAUCUUCUUCCCGAUAGCACUCAUUCUGAUUUCAGGUUGUGGUUAACAAGUUAUCCAUCACCUCAUUUCCCCGUGCCAAUCCUACAAAACGGUGUUAAGAUGACCAACGAACCUCCUAAAGGUCUCAAGAUGAAUCUGGUCCGAUCUUACUUGGCUGAUCCGAUAUGUGAUACUGAGUUCUUCACCUCUUGCAAGCAACCCCAAGCGUUCAGGAAGCUAUUGUUCGGACUGUGUUUCUUCCAUGCCACCGUUCAAGAGAGGAGACAAUUUGGUCCAUUAGGAUGGAAUAUUCCAUAUGAGUUCAACGAAACUGAUCUUCGUAUCAGUGUCCAGCAGCUUAGCAUGUUCCUCAACCAAUACGAGGAACUGCCUGUCGAUGCCAUCAGCUACCUAACUGGCGAGUGUAACUACGGCGGCAGAGUAACGGACAGUCACGACAGACGUGUCAUCAUCGGAAUCCUGGAGAAGUUUUACAACCAUGAGAUUGUAAACGAUCCUGACUACAAGUUCUCUGAAAGUGGCAAAUAUUAUGCCCCCAAGGAUGGCGACUAUGAUUCGUAUCUGGAGUACAUCAAGAGUUUGCCAAUUCUGACCAAACCGGAAGUGUUCAACAUGCACUCCAACGCAGAUAUCACCAAGGAUCAGAAGGAAACAAAUCAGCUAUUCGAUAGCAUUUUGCUAACUGAAGGAACUGGUGGAGGAGGUGGUGGAGGUGUUGACAAGGAUGAAAUGUUGUGCGAGGUUUCUGGUGGAAUCAUAGCUAAACUACCCAAAAACUUUGACACGGAGGCAGCGUUACGAAAAUACCCGACAGCCUACAAACAGAGCAUGAACACUGUGCUAGUCCAAGAGAUGGGAAGGUUUAACGUCCUUACAGAGUGUGUCAGAUCUUCUCUGAUUAACUUACAAAAAGCCAUCAAGGGAUUGGUGGUGAUGUCACAAGAGCUCGAGGAGGUGGCUUCUGCUGUUAUGAACGGUAAAAUUCCCGAACUGUGGAUGGGAAAAUCUUACCCCUCCCUAAAACCUAUGGGAUCGUAUGUCAACGAUCUGAUACAACGUCUUACGUUCCUACAAGACUGGUAUGAUGAUGGCGUUCCUAAUGUCUUUUGGGUUUCUGGCUUCUACUUCACCCAAGCUUUCAUCACUGGUGUGAAACAGAACUUUGCGAGAAAGUACACCAUACCCAUUGAUACCCUCGCAUUUGACUAUGACGUUAUGGCUGAAGAUUGCGACACUUCAAAACCUCCUGAUGACGGUGCGUACGUGAAUGGUCUCUUUGUGGAUGGUGCCCGCUGGGACAGAGCCAAAAACGUUUUCGCGGAGUCGACUCCAAAGGUGCUGUUCGACACGAUGCCGAUGAUCCAAAUGAAGCCGAUGAAAAAACUGGAUAUCCCCGAUCGCCCGAUAUACUGGUGUCCUGUGUAUAAGACGAGCGAGAGGCGAGGAGUGUUAUCAACCACGGGUCAUUCCACCAACUUCGUUAUCGAUAUGAGGAUCAGCUCGGACAUGCCUGAAAUGCAUUGGGUGUUGAGAGGACUGGCUCUGUUGUGCCAGCUUGAUGAUUAAUAACCUUUCAUAAUAGGACUUCUAUUCAUUAAAAUCAGUGAUGGCCGGUUGUAUAUUUGUUGAGUUUUGUAAAUAUCAUUUAAAAAGUCUCGCAUGCGUGUACAUAAAACUCGUUCUAUAGUUUUUAUCUAAAUGAUUCGGAUUGAAAACUUUCAACCCAUUAGUUGUUAGUACAAAAGUUUUUCUGCGCCAAUAAAUUAACAAUUUGUGAUCGACAGGCCUUAAAUCUUAAUGCCCUCCAAGAUUCAUUGUGAUCUUUUGUUCGGAAGAUCGCUUGGUGCGAUUGAUUUGACCCUUAGAAUCAGAACUAAAAAGAUCACAUUUCUUGCAGUUUGCAGUUUGCAAUACUAAUUUAUAUCCUACUUAUGAACACAACUUUUAACAAAAUGGUUUGCUUGUGACUUUGAUGCUAAACAUCGCUACAUGGACAUGUCACAUGAUACUCAGAUUUCUAUGAGAGAUAAUAGCUAACCACAGAUCACUUAAAGAUUUCGAUUUUAUGUUAAAUUUAGAGUAAGUAAAUCGCUAACUUUUUGGUGCAAGUAUGAAAAUUCUAUGUAUAAAUGCAUGUCUGAGGCGGAAUUGAAAAGAUUUCAACGGAUUUAUAUAAAUACGAUUAAGAUUUGUUAUGAGUUAACAACUUUAUCAUUGUGAUUUCUAA
This is a messenger RNA of Bolinopsis microptera, 12805 nucleotides long. RefSeq names its product dynein axonemal heavy chain 7-like. Lineage: Eukaryota; Metazoa; Ctenophora; Tentaculata; Lobata; Bolinopsidae. The coding region runs from base 25 to 12144 and encodes 4039 amino acids. Gene Ontology annotation, biological process: microtubule-based movement. Gene Ontology annotation, cellular component: dynein complex. Gene Ontology annotation, molecular function: ATP binding; minus-end-directed microtubule motor activity; dynein intermediate chain binding. The record is from RefSeq and is a predicted model, not a curated record. The transcript has 50 exons.